CGCCUCUUGUUUGUACACAGUGCGCUCCCGGGCCGCCCGCACCCCGCCUGCCUGCUCACGCUUCAUUGUUCUGCAAGUCGGGAGCUCCGCAGUCUCGGCUUGGGGAGCCCGAGGAGAGGAGCGGCGAUCGCCGUCCGUCCGCGGGCCACCCCGAAUCCGGAGCUUCCCCGGCUGGGACCCGCCCGCCACCCAGGCGAGGCUGAGCCGCCGGCGACACCCCGGAGCGCGCCCACCUCCUGCGGGCACCGUCCGUCCUCGCGCUGGGCAUCACUUUCUCGCCCGCCCUCUCCAAGAAUUUGUUUGAAGCGAGCGCUGCGGGGAAGAAGACAUCUUCCCGAAUCCUGCCUGCCUGCCUGCCAGGGGCGGGGUCUGCCGCUAGACCCUGCGGUGCCACCACCCCAACGAGGACGCUGCCCUCCGCCUCCGCCGCGACCCCUUGGGCAGCCCGGGCCAAGUCCCCGCGUCCUCCGGGAGCCCGAACCAUCAUGAAGCGCUGCUCGGGGACCGCUUGGCUCCUGCUCUGGCUCAGCCUCGGGAUCCCCCAGUUCUGCCAAGGUGAUAUUUGUGAACCUAAUCCAUGUGAAAAUGGAGGUUUGUGUUUGUCAGAACUGGCAGGCGACGCUUACUCCUGUGAGUGUCCAGAUGGCUUCACAGAUCUCAACUGCUCUAGUAUUGUGGAGGUUGCAUCUGAUGAAGAAGAGCCAACUUCAGCAGGUCCCUGUAUCCCUAAUCCAUGCCAUCAUGGAGGAACCUGUGAAAUAAGUGAAGCGUUCCGAGGGGACACGUUCAUUGGUUAUGUUUGUAAAUGUCCACGAGGAUUCAAUGGAAUUCACUGUCAACACAAUAUUAAUGAAUGUGAAGCUGAACCUUGCAGAAAUGGUGGAAUAUGUACAGACCUUGUGGCUAACUAUUCUUGUGAGUGCCCAGGUGAAUUCAUGGGAAGAAACUGUCAAUACAAAUGUUCAGGCCCACUAGGUAUCGAAGGUGGAAUCAUAUCAAAUCAACAAAUCACAGCUUCAUCUACCCAUCGAGCUCUUUUUGGACUCCAGAAAUGGUACCCUUACUACGCACGUCUAAAUAAGAAGGGUCUUAUUAAUGCCUGGACAGCUGCAGAAAAUGAUAGGUGGCCAUGGAUUCAGAUAAAUUUACAGAGAAAAAUGAGAGUCACUGGUGUGAUUACUCAGGGAGCCAAAAGGAUUGGAAGCCCUGAGUAUAUAAAAUCCUACAAAAUUGCCUACAGUAAUGAUGGAAAGUUUUGGACAAUGUACAGAGUGAAAAGUACCAAUGAAGAUAUGGUGUUUCAUGGAAAUGUUGAUAAUAAUACACCUUAUGCUAAUUCAUUCACACCCCCAAUAAAAGCUCAGUAUAUAAGACUCUAUCCCCAAGUUUGUCGAAGACACUGCACUUUGAGAAUGGAACUUCUUGGAUGUGAACUCUCGGGCUGUUCUGAGCCUCUGGGGAUGAAAUCAGGGCACAUACAAGACUAUCAAAUCACUGCUUCUAGCAUCUUCAGAACUCUCAAUAUGGACAUGUUUACUUGGGAACCAAGGAAGGCUCGGUUAGACAAGCAGGGCAAAGUGAACGCCUGGACUUCCGGCCACAAUGACCAGUCACAAUGGUUACAGAUGGAUCUUCUGGUUCCCACCAAAGUGACUGGCAUAAUUACACAAGGAGCAAAAGAUUUUGGUCAUGUACAGUUUGUAGGCUCCUACAAAUUAGCAUAUAGUAAUGAUGGAGAACACUGGACUGUAUACCAGGAUGAAAAACAAAGAAAAGAUAAGGUUUUCCAGGGAAAUUUUGACAAUGAUACCCACAGGAAAAACGUCAUUGACCCACCCAUCUAUGCACGAUACAUCAGAAUUCUUCCUUGGUCCUGGUAUGGGAGGAUCACUCUGCGGUCAGAGCUGCUGGGCUGCACAGAGGAGGAAUGAGGAAAUCCAUGCACACAACCCUCUUCUCUUUUUCCCUAACUCGUAUCUCCAUGGAAUGAACUAAGCAAAAUUUGUAGGAAACUGAACGAGCUGUUUCAUGACAAAAAUGCUAAAAUUCUGGUAGGCCACUGUGUAUUUGAGGAGGUCUAAGCCUGCCUUUUCAAUUUGAUUGUUUAAUUUGAUUAUUAUUGUCUAAAUGUCCUAAACAACAUCACAUUAAUUGUGAAUUACAUUUCUCCUUGUUUCCUGAAUCAUUCACACUGAUCAAAAUAUAUUAGGGACAGAAGGUAGACUUUUUACAGCAAUGGCAAGAAAAUAGAACAGUUAUCAAGUAAAAGAAUUGACAUGCCGUUUCUAAUCAACUAAUAAUUAAAGAAAUCCUGAGAUGUUAGCAAUAAGUAUUUUCCUUCUGUGAUGACAUUACAUUAUAAUUAAUGUUUUCCUGUGCCUAUUAAACACUUCCAGUGUUUAUAACAAAAUUUUGAGGAAUUUGUAACAUAUAGUACUGAUUAUGAUAUAAUUUUCAUUCAUCUUCAUUAUUUCUAACUAAACAUGAUUUUCCUCAUUUACCAUUCCUUAUUGUUUAUAUUGUAUAAUGACUGAAUAAGUCUUCAAUUUUCUGAGUUUCAUCUUAUAAUUUUCCUAAAGAAUUAUCGUUUUUAUCAGUUGAUCAUUCAUAUUUAAUAUAAGCAUAUUACAUAUGCAAUUCCAGUUGUGAAGGAAGUAUAAAUAUGCAACUUUCAAAUGUUUCCUUAAUAAGCAACAGCACAGUAUUAACAUUUUGAAAAAUAAACAGCUAAAUUAUAAUAAAAUUUUAAUGAAAAUUAAAACCUUUAUUUUAUAGAUAUUGACAUAACCAUCUCUACUUAAAUAUUGGAAUGUUUAUUCUUUAUCUAGGUUUUAAACUUAGCAAAUACAGCAAUUUACUACAUUGUGUGGCCAUUUACUCAUCAUUUCUUUGUUCUUCUCUAUAUUUCUUAUCAUUGAGAUUUCCAAUUGGUGGUAGUUUUCUAGGAAAGCACAUAGGGUAAUUAUUUAUAGGAAGAAAAGUAUUUACUAGUGACAAAGUAGUAAACCAUUUUGCAGAUGAAAAUUGAUUUCAAUUUAUUUUGCUUCAAAGGUCCCAGAAAAAUAAGCAAUUAUCAUAAAAUUUGUUAGUAAUGGAGGUUUCAUUGACAUGUCUCUCAAAUUAAAGAUCAAACUGCCUCCAUAAAAGUCCUCAACAUCUGAUUUAUGAGCUUCUAUGUGUUUAUGUUAUAAGGCUUAGACACAGAAUUUUGCAGUUUGAAAUUAAGAAUCCUGGAAAAGAAAAUGUGGUAUGUAUAUGAAAUGUUGAUGUUCUGUGCAACACUGUUUAAGUUUUAUUUCCCCUUUAUUAUUUGUGCUGCAUUAAAAAGAAACCACUAGACUCUUACUGUCUUGUCUGUCCAUGUUGUUAACAGCACUUCCUAAUGAUGUAUAUAUGAAGAGGUCUUCAAGCAUAUUAAAGAAUUGAAAGAAAAAGUCAAUCAUAAUGGCAUUUCGAAUAAGAGCAAAUUUAGAGCUAGCUAGUCACGUCAUUGUUUUAUCCACAUGCUUAUGUUUUAGAAUAUAUCAAUGCAUUGUUGAUUGGAAAUAUCAAUAAUGUUGAUUCAUCUUUCAUCAUCCUUUGUAUUCAAAAUUAUCAGUUAUCAAUAUUGCCUUUUGAAUAUGUUUUAAAUUUUUAAUUGUUCAAUUAGUUAAGAUGUAGAGUCAUGUUCAAAUAAUUACUUUAAAAGGAUAUGCAAACUUAUUGCCCCACUGAUAAUUCUUUAAAGAUUUAUGCCUAAACUGAAAGUCAGGAUUCCACUUUCCUUUACACACUACCUAUAAUUAUUUCUUAAUAAGUACAUUUAAAAAUAUUUACAUUACUUUAGUUAUUUGCUUCUCAAACUCAUUCAUGGCUUAUAAAGAUACUUAACUUUUUUUUCUUCUAGUGAUAGUUUUCUAAAAAUUUUUUUCAAAAGUUUGUUACAAUUACAUUCGUUACCAUUUGAAACACAUUGAAAUGGCUUUCACAUGCUUGUGUAUUUUCUCUCUGUUUUAUAUGCUCUGUCUAUACCAACAAAGCAUGACAAAUGGAAUAUCUCUUUUCUGAUGCAUCAAUUUGCAUCAACAAAGGGAUUACAAUAUGUGGAUAUGUUCAUUGUCAUUGUGAAGUAGUGUGUAGAUUUUGUGUCAUUUAUAUUAAUGUUAUCAAGGUAAAGCAAAUGUAUUCCAUUUAAAUUUACAACUUAAAUAAAUUUUAAUAUCAGAAUACAAAGAACACCUAGUCUUAACCAUCUUGAGAAAUAUAUGUUUAUUUUGUGAAAUUAUAAGUUUAAGCAUCUCAAUUUUAUCUAUGUCAUAUUAAAUACCUCAAUCAUAGUCACUGAUUCUAAAUUUAGGGUUGACUUUCUCUUUCUAAAUGGCAUCAGAAGGAUCAGAGUGAUUUGGAAGACUUCAGGUACUAAUGAUUGUAUCUUCGCUAGUCAACAAAUUAUGAAGUAUAAUACUCACUGCUGGCGUCACUGUGUCAGUAAGUACAGAAAUAAGACACAAAUAACCUUUGCUAACUUUCAAGCUGUGUAAUUAUCCAGUGUUUUUUUUUCUUUGUAUAUAUACUUAAAUCAUGUAGGAUGUUGUAAAAGAAGUAUGACCUUGUCUAGUCUUCAAACUAAAAAUAAAACUUUUCAAAAACUGCACAA
Molecule: messenger RNA, 4636 nt
Organism: Suncus etruscus (white-toothed pygmy shrew)
Lineage: Eukaryota; Metazoa; Chordata; Mammalia; Eulipotyphla; Soricidae
Gene: EDIL3
Product: EGF like repeats and discoidin domains 3
Exons: 11
Coding region: 486-1931 (481 amino acids)
Molecular function (GO): calcium ion binding
Source: RefSeq, a predicted model, not a curated record